AUGGCAUUCAUGAGUAUGGGAUCAAAGUCUGAAGCUUUUCGUCGUGAAGGCCAAACGUGGGUUUGUACAACGGGACUUCCAAGUGAUGUUACCAUUGAAGUUGGCCAAAUUUCUUUUCUCCUCCACAAGUUUCCAUUGCUUUCUAGAAGUGGGCUACUAAAGAAACUCAUUGCAGAGUCCUCAAACGAGGAUGGAUCAAGUUGUAUUUUGCAACUUCAUGAUACUCCUGGUGGAGCUAUAACAUUCGAGCUUAUAACCAAGUUUUGCUAUGGUGUAAAAAUAGAAAUCACACCAUUAAAUGUAGUCAGCCUCAGAUGUGCAGCAGAGUACCUCCAAAUGACAGAAAGCUAUGGUGAAGGAAAUCUUGUUGGACAGACAGAGGCUUUUCUCAAUGAAGUUUUCAGCAAUUGGCCAGAUUCCAUAAAAUCCCUUGAAACAUGUGAGGAAGUGCAACCCUUUGCAGAGGACCUCCAUAUCGUUUCAAGAUGCAUAGAUUCCUUGGCUAUGAAGGCUUGUUCAGAUCCAAACUUAUUCAAUUGGCCUGUGGCUGGACGUAAUUGCAGCACGCAAAACCAAGCAGACAAUGUAAUGUGGAAUGGGAUUUCUUCUGAACCACCAUCUCUAUGUGAUGAUUGGUGGUAUUAUGAUGUGUCUUUGUUAAGCCUGCCCUUAUAUAAACGACUGAUUUUAUCCAUUGAAUCAAAAGGCAUGAAAUCUGAGAGUGUAGCUGCAUCUCUCAUAUAUUAUCUUAGGAGGUUUCUCCCUUUGAUGAAUAGGCAAUCAAGCUUCAAAGAUACAAAUCAUGCAACCAUUCCUACAACUUCUGAAGCAGAUCAAAGGGCUCUACUGGAAGAAAUUGUGGAGUUGAUUCCCAAUAAGAGGGGGAUCACAUCUUCCAAGUAUCUGCUUAGGCUGCUCCGCACAGCAAUGAUAUUACAUGCAAAUCCAUCAUGCAGAGAAAAUUUAGAGAAAAGGGUUGGAGCUCAACUAGACCAGGCCGUGCUUGUGGAUCUUCUCAUUCCAAAUAUGGGAUACUCGGUUGAGACCCUCUAUGAUGUAGACUGCAUUCAGAGGAUUCUUGAUCAUUUUAUGUCUAUAUACCAGCCUGCAUCUGUAUGUGCUUCUCCGUGUAUAAUUGAAGAGGGAGCAUUGAUAGCUGGGGGGGCUGAUAUAUUGAAACCUAUGACAAUGGUCGCAAAUUUGAUAGAUGGAUAUCUUGCUGAGGUGGCUUCAGAUGCUAAUUUGAACUUGCCUAAGUUUCAGGCACUUGCUGUUGCAAUUCCAGAUUAUGCUAGGCCACUUGAUGAUGGUAUAUACCAUGCAAUAGAUGUAUAUCUUAAGGCACAUCCGUGGCUGACAGAUUCUGAACGGGAGCAACUUUGCAGACUGAUGAACUGCCAAAAGCUCUCAUUGGAAGCGAGCACUCAUGCAGCACAAAAUGAAAGAUUACCUCUCCGAGUAAUUGUUCAAGUACUGUUUUUUGAACAGCUUAGACUCCGUACAUCAAUAUCUGGCUGGUUCUUUGUUUCUGACAAUCUUGGGAACUCACAAAACCCCAGUGGAGAUCUUGGUCUCCCCAAGAGUAAUGGUACUUGUCAAAUGGACUCUGCAGAGGGAACUGAAAAUGUGAGAGAACGUCUUUUGGAGCUGGAGAAGGAAUGCUCAAGCAUUCGAAAUGAUCUGCAGAAGCUGAGUAAGACAAAGAAAAGUUGGAGCAUUUUCCCAAAAAGGUUUGGCUUUAGAAAAAAGUCAGACUGUUGCAAUCCAAAAGAAUCAAGUAGCUGCGAUGUAAAGACACCAUCGUCCACUAUGAAUGGAAAACCAAAUGAUCAAAGUAGUUGA
Molecule: messenger RNA, 1842 nt
Organism: Gastrolobium bilobum
Lineage: Eukaryota; Viridiplantae; Streptophyta; Magnoliopsida; Fabales; Fabaceae
Product: BTB/POZ domain-containing protein At5g03250-like
Exons: 4
Coding region: 1-1842 (613 amino acids)
Molecular function (GO): protein binding
Source: RefSeq, a predicted model, not a curated record